Messenger RNA from Mucor mucedo, 1686 nucleotides. Its product is annotated as UTP--glucose-1-phosphate uridylyltransferase family. The coding region runs from base 75 to 1592 and encodes 505 amino acids. Gene Ontology annotation, biological process: UDP-alpha-D-glucose metabolic process; glycogen metabolic process. Gene Ontology annotation, molecular function: UTP:glucose-1-phosphate uridylyltransferase activity. The record is from RefSeq and is a predicted model, not a curated record. Lineage: Eukaryota; Fungi; Mucoromycota; Mucoromycetes; Mucorales; Mucoraceae. The transcript has 6 exons. Gene Ontology annotation, cellular component: cytoplasm.
GGGAGCUCCAGUUUCUAAAACAAGAUUAUUAUCUCUUUUUUUUUCCACUUUUACACAACAACCAAAAAAAAAAAAUGUCCUUUGCUAGAAAACCCUCUGCUGUUGGUAACGAACGCCAUCAUCCCCACACUCUCUCCACUCUUGAUUUCCAAGGUGCUAGUUCUGCCGCUGCUGCUAAGGCUAUGAAGUCCGAGUUAGCCAAGUUGGGUUCUCAAAUCCAAAAUGAGGAAGAACGCAAGUACUUUUCUCAAGAAAUGGAUGGUUUCUAUAUGCUCUUUACUCGUUACUUGGAUGAGAAGACUAAAGGAAAGAAGUUGGAAUGGGAAAAGAUCCAAACUCCUUCUUCUGAACAAAUUAUUCAUUAUUCUACUAUGCCUGAAGUCACUGAGACUGCUGAUCUUGAAAAGUUGGCUGUUCUCAAGUUAAAUGGUGGUUUAGGUACUACCAUGGGCUGUGUUGGUCCCAAGUCUGCUAUCGAAGUGCGUGACGGUAUGACCUUUUUGGAUUUAAGUGUUCGUCAAAUUGAAUACUUGAACAAAAAGAACGACGUCAGCGUUCCUUUUAUUCUCAUGAACUCCUUCAAUACUGAUGAUGAUACUAAGCGUAUCGUUCAAAAGUAUGCUACUCACAAUGUUGAUAUCAUUACUUUCAAUCAAAGUCGUCAUCCUCGUAUUAACAAGGAGUCCAUGUUACCUGUCCCUCGUUCUCCCGCUUCUCCCAUCGAACAAUGGUAUCCUCCCGGUCAUGGUGAUUUGUAUGAAUCUAUUUACAAUUCUGGUCUUCUUGACCAACUUUUGGCUCAAGGUAAAGAGUAUCUUUUUGUUUCCAACGUUGAUAACUUGGGUGCUACGGUUGAUCUCAACAUUCUCCACCACAUGGUUGAGACAGAAGCUGAAUUCCUCAUGGAAGUCACUGACAAGACAAAGGCUGAUAUUAAGGGUGGUACCCUUGUUGAUGAUGAUGGUCAUAUCAGAUUAUUAGAAAUUGCUCAAGUUCCUGAUGAGCAUGUUGAAGACUUCAAGUCCGUAAAGAAGUUCAAGAUUUUCAACACCAAUAACUUGUGGAUCAAUUUAAAGGCAAUUAAGCGUGUUAUGGAUGAAGAGGCUAUGGAUCUUGAAAUCAUUGUUAAUAAUAAGACCACUCCUCAAGGUGAAAAGGUCAUUCAACUUGAAACUGCUGUUGGUGCUGCCAUCAAGCAUUUCAAGAAUGCUCAUGGUGUAAACGUGCCUCGUACUCGUUUCUUACCCGUAAAGUCUACUUCUGAUCUUUUCCUUGUUACAUCCAACUUGUACUCUCUUAUUCAUGGUCGUCUUAUUGUCAACCCCGAUAGAAUGUUCAGUAACGUACCUCUCGUCAAGUUGGGUGAUCACUUCAAGAAGGUCAAUGAUUUCUUGACUCGCUUUAAGACUAUUCCCAAGAUUUUAGAACUUGAUCAUUUGACUGUUACUGGUGAUGUCUGUUUCGGUUCCAAGGUUGAACUUCGUGGUACCGUUAUUAUUGUCGCCAAUCACGGUGAGCACAUCGAUAUUCCUUCUGGUACCAUUUUGGAAAACAAGGUUGUAACUGGUUGUUUACGUAUCCUCGACCACUAAUUUUUUUUUUUUACUCUCAUUACUACUAUUAUUCCCUCUGCAUUCAAUUGUUUCAAAAUAAAUAAAUAAAAACCCCCCACCAUUUUAUAUAUGU